Molecule: messenger RNA, 1706 nt
Organism: Oryzias melastigma (Indian medaka)
Lineage: Eukaryota; Metazoa; Chordata; Actinopteri; Beloniformes; Adrianichthyidae
Product: nuclear factor of activated T-cells, cytoplasmic 1
Source: RefSeq, a predicted model, not a curated record
GUCAAUGAGAUCAUCAGGAACGACCUGUCGGCGGUCUCAGUCCAAAGCCAAACGUAGUCCCACACAGGUAAAACCUGAUGCUUCCAGGUGGACUCCAGCAUCACAAGAACAGUUUUAAAUCUGUUUUCUACGUGCCUUGUGUUUCAUAAAUGACUCGUUUCGUGGAAUUUAUCCCAGCAACAGCACAUGGAUGACAGUCAGUGAAACCUCCUGCCUUCGCACAGAACGGUGCUUCCAGUGGACCAUUUAUUAUGAAUUGUGCAUGAAUGGUUUGUGUAUAUACAGCACAGUUUGCAUAUCUAGUUUUGAGACUAAAUGAAGGUGGCAGUGCCCUUUUGACCGUUGUUGAUGCUCGCCUCUGAAGUUUAAUAAAUUCUAAGCAAUAAAAGUUGGAAGAAAGUGAAACUUGAAUGUCAAAACAGAGUCAAAAAGUCAAACUUUUAGCUUUUUUUUUUUCUUUGAAAGCUCAGCCACCAAAGGUUAGAGGUCAAACAAAAGCCAUAAUUUAAGAACAAAUAUAGAGGACUGAAGCUGAUUUUAAAAAUCAAUCAAUUUUCUGUCUCCUGACACAAUGCAGUUAUCUUUAAUACAUGGUUCUGUUGCAGGUACGAUCGAUGUUUUGUAAAAAAAGAAAACUUUCUGACAUUAGCAGGAGACCCUACUAUCUGUUGGUUUUAUGCAGUUCUGCUUUUUCUGUUUUAUUUGAAGGUUAAAGUUUACAUCCAAAACUAAGAAAUUCAGCUUUAUUUGCAAAAUCAAAGCUUUUUAAACCUAGAGUUAGAAAAAAGCAAAAAACAAAAGCAGAGGAAACAUUUCUGCUACUACACAAACUGAUUCAGAGCAAAUUUGCACAUUUUUUGAUGACCCCAGACAGAUUACUACUAAUAUAAUUAUUAAAUAUGGUUCCAAAGUAAUUAAAAAAAGAAGCUUAAAGUACCAAUAAAGUAGGAAUCAUUUGCUUUCCUGUUAAACCAUUCGGUAGUGAACAAAAGAAGAAAAUCCACCAGUUUUCUUCUGCAUGUGGUGAUGGAAUACUCCUGUGUUCAAAUCAUCCCCAAACUCAUGUUGCAGCUCUAUUCUCAUGAGCUUCAGUUACCGAAACUACAGUAUUUCAAUGUGAUCAAAUAGAAAUGAGUCCCAAUCUGCCAUUUUAUUUUAAGCACAAGUGCAUCCCAACACAUUUAAAUCUACAUUGUUGGGUUUUGACAACAGAUCCACUUUUUGUUUGCACUCAAACUGAUUAAAAACAUAUUUGCUGGGUCAUUAUAGUCUUGUUAGGGUCAUUAAAAAUGGUACUCAAGUAAGACAAGCCUUAAUUCAUCAAAAAAUGUGCUUUAGUGAAAGUAAUAAGUCAUGUAAACAAUUGAUUUAGUAAGAGUAAAAAAGUAACUGGUGACAGAAGUGCUCAAGUAUUGAGUUCAAGUUUAAAAUUAAGACUAAAACUCAUUUGCAGAUUUUAUUUUGAAGUAACCAAAUUGAAAAUGAACUUCCUUCUGUUUACAGUCUAAUUACCAAUAAUGGAUCUGCUAAAGACACGUGUGGGCUCAUAAGUGAUAUGCAAUAUUGUUCAUAACGUUUCAAAUAGCGUCACUGAUGCUUUAUGGCCAAAGCAGCUGAAUUAUUUUACACUGAUGUUUACCUCUAAAUGUGAUUAAAUGCCAAAUGGAAAUUUACACUUAUUUUAUUGUGUUUAUCUAAAAAAAAAA